AAUCUCAUGGACCUGAAGAUGGCCUUACAGAAUGGACCAUGCUGUGUGGACCACAAGGCAAGCUCUGUAAAAUCUGCAGCCCUCGCUUGAGCCCUCGGUUGCAGUUUCCGCGGUUUCCGCGGUUUCCGCAGUUUCCGGUUGCAUCUGUCGAAUCGGUCUCUCGCUCGACUUCAAGGACUUCGCGUGAGACUCUUGCAAAGCCUGAGUUGAACAUCGCGAAAUUUCCCAAGGCCAAGAGACGUCCGAAAGGAUCGCGGAGUUUGCUCACUCUGUCGACUUGCGAAAGUGGAGGAUAUGAAGGAUAUGAAGGAUAUGAAGGACAUGAAGGAUGCCAACGAUGCGAAGGUGAGUCUGGUCCGUCUGGUCCGUCUGGUCCGUCUGGUGUGCGGCCUCACAGACAAGUCGGUGCAUCGAAGCUGGGGUGGAGAGCGAGAACGAGAGCCGCACAGUACUGUCAUGGCUUCUUCAAUGGUGCUGGAAAGGUGCACAUCAGCCAGUCCGAUUGCAAAGCCGAGAUCACAGCAAGACUGGAGUUCAAGGCUGCCUUAUUGGUCUUUGAAGAUCUCUAUGGUGGGCUCCGUCGCACACAGGGCAGUCAGGGGACGCCUGCAUUGAAAUGGACAUGGGAGAUGCAGGCUGACGUCGGCCCUUUCUUUGAAACGAGCCGCGUCUCGCGAGUUUCCUGGGAAUUUCUGGCAGGUCUCUUUGAUGCCGUUGCCCGCAUUCGAGUAAUCCAAGGCGAAAUCAUUGUGGAGAUGUCGCACCGGAGCUUGAGCCUUUUGGAGUCUGUUAGACAUUUCCUCUUAGAUACUCUCCAAGAGGAGGAAAACAUGGACAGGGCAACGAUUGACUCUGCAAUCAUUCUCCAUGAUUUUCAUCGCCGCAAUCGCUUGGUUGUGUGUUCCAAUCUUAGUCGCCUGGUGCUGCAGAAGCUUCGGAAAAGCCUCAAGGUCCGGAGACCUGCGGUGGAGUUUCUGAUGUCGAGUCUGUCGACUCGAAACUUGGCUGAUUUGAGACUCAUUCGACUCAUUGCAUCAGCUCAAGGAGCUCAUCUUGAAUCAAAUUCGCAAGGAAAACUCCGAGUCGUUCCCAACUCACAAAGCUUUAAGCGUCACUUGGAAUUCCAAGCCCGUCAAGAAGAUGCAAAAGAAAUUCGACACCUCCUCGAGCUGGAGACCUUGAGAUCCUAGUCGCCUACUAUCUGCAUACCGAGUGAAGCUGGUUGAGAGAUUUUUUAAAGAUAUCCAGAUAUCCAGCACCAGAAGCGUUGCAAGGGCGGAGAUCAGACAUUUGCGAAGCGAAGUAUGGAUUGAGUUUCUCAAAGCUUGAGCGGUGGCUCUUUAGAUGAAAGACACGAGUAGGACUUCCGGAAGUGAUUUGGGGAUGACGGCAUGACAUUGGAGGUUUCGAUGUGAACUGCUCAUAGCUGAGGUGAACGAAGACAGCGACAGGGAAUCUUCAGUCUAAAA
This is a messenger RNA of Cladocopium goreaui, 1469 nucleotides long. The record is from the annotation of a GenBank genome assembly. Lineage: Eukaryota; Dinophyceae; Suessiales; Symbiodiniaceae.